Molecule: messenger RNA, 2121 nt
Organism: Fragaria vesca subsp. vesca
Lineage: Eukaryota; Viridiplantae; Streptophyta; Magnoliopsida; Rosales; Rosaceae
Exons: 8
Coding region: 90-1790 (566 amino acids)
Biological process (GO): regulation of salicylic acid biosynthetic process
Cellular component (GO): nucleus
Molecular function (GO): DNA-binding transcription factor activity; calmodulin binding; sequence-specific DNA binding
Source: RefSeq, a predicted model, not a curated record
GCUCAUAUCGAUUCCCUUGUAGAAAAGACUUGCAUAAAAGUUGGGUUUCAAACUUUUGAAUCACCGAAGAAAAAAAAAGUGGGUUUUUGAUGGUACCUAAGAGGCAUUUCAGUGACGUGGGGGGUGCGGAGUUUCAGUUUCCGGUGCCGGAAUCGAAAAGGAGACCUCUUUUUAAGAAUGUUGCUAGGGAUGUGAUGAGAGACGGUCCCUUGAAUGAAAAAGCGUGGGAAAAUUUCUUCAGAAAAGUGGUGCGAGAUGAGCUGGAGAAUUUGCUUAUUCCCUACCUGAGGGGAACUUCGAGCAGGCCUCCUCUUCAAAUUGGUCGUUCAUCUGGAGCAACUGGUUUUCAGUUGCAUUUCAUCAACAAACUGCCAUCAACAAUAUUCACAGGCAGCAGGGUGGAAUCAGAAGACGGCACACCUCUUCAAAUUAUGCUACGUGAUGCUGCUACGCAAAAUGUGGUCAGUUCCGGUCCGCUGUCUUCAGUGAAGAUUGAAGUGCUUGUUCUGAGUAGCGAAUUCGGGUCUGAUGAUCAAGAGGAUUGGACUGAGAGAGAAUUCAGCAAUGGCCUAGUCAAACAACGAGAAGGGAAGAGGCCGUUGGUGACUGGUGAGGUGACUCUUAAUCUGCGGGAUGGGGUGUGUUUUCUUAAUGACAUUGUCUUCACUGACAAUUCAAGCUGGAUCAGAAGCAGGAAGUUCAGACUAGCAGCUAGAGUUGUGCCGAAAGCUCCUGGUGAUGACAUUCGAAUCAGGGAAGCUAUAAGUGAGGCUUUUCAGGUGAAAGAUCACCGCGGGGAGUUGUACAAGAAACACUACCCUCCAUCCUUGAAUGAUGAGAUAUGGCGCCUGGAGAAGAUAGCAAAGGAUGGCGCAUUCCAUAAGCGAUUGGCUGAGUGUGGGAUUACUACUGUGAAGGCGUUGCUGCGGUCAUAUAUGAAAGAUCAAUCCUCGCUACGAAAUUGCUUUGGUUCGGUCCCAAACAAGAUGUGGGAAACAAUAAUGGAGCAUGCAUUGACUUGUGAGAUAGAUGAACAAAAGCUCUAUGCUUACCAUAGAGCCAACAUAACCCUCCUGUUCAACUCAAUCUACAAGUUCGAGGGAGUCAUGAUUGACAAACAACUCUGUGAUUUGGAGCAACUCACCCCACCUGAAAAGGUUAUGGUGGAAAAUUUGAAGCUGCAUGCGUAUAAAAAUGAAGCAAAUAUGGUCCUCGUGGAUGCUGCAACUCUAUUUAGCCUUUCAAAGCCUUUGCCUAGUCUACAAUUCAAUAAUCCAAACUCAGAGCUGCAACAAUAUAUUCUCCAAUUCCCACAGCAAGAUGAACCGCCAAUGCACUUGGGAUUCCACCACUCAUCGCCUUCAACUUCAUAUCAUUAUCAAUCAGAAGGAAGCAAUCAGUUAAUGGUGUCUCUAGCACCAACUAGUCAUCCAAUGCAAGCGUUCACUCCAGCGCUACGCAACAGUUUCUCAACGGAGGAGUUCAGCUCCUUACAGUUCAAUGCAGAAAACAGUUGGCCUCAAAUUGUGCCAACUGCUCAAUUAGGCACUACCGAAAACCUUUUCCCGGUACAAACAACAACUUGGUCUCCAAUGAACCCUAACUGGGGGGGACAAGGGACCGGAUUUUACUUCGGCUCAAGUAGCGAAAGUGGCAUUUCCGGUUUUGUACAUAACUCAGGGACGGUGAAGAAACCCAAGGCAUGCUGGUGCAAGCUUCGUGCCGCCAUUAAGUGGUGGGUUUCUGUUAGGGCUAGAAGAAUGGCAAGGCCUCUGUAUUUGGCCAGCUAGAAGAUCACUGGUAGUGUUACUCAUCCUCCCUUUUUAGUUUCAGUGAACCACUAGUUGUAAAGCAUGUACCUAAAUUAAAAAGGGUAGUCUUUUCCUAGAUGUGUUAAGACCUAGUUACUCACUUAGUCACUAGUCUAUUUUCCUUCAGUCUUUUUCUUCUCCUUUAAUGUGUAAAAUGUGCAAAAAGGGGUUACUCUGUUGUUAUAUAUAGUUGACCAUGAUGUACAUAGUGUUCAAAUGAUCUAUGUAAAAGUGGUUUCUGGAAAAAAUCUAAUAAGAUUCAGUUUAUUUGUUCCACGAUCUGUUUAUGUAGAUCAGUACUUUUUCUGUU